GCUCUGCCCCGGGGUUUUAUGCACCUGUCCGGGUUACUGCUCGCCCUGGAGAAGGAGGAGAAGGGAUCUGUCCCGGCCAUGUGCUCGGUCAGCGAGGGCGGCAGCACAGACCCCUUCGUGGCCCGCUUCAGGCAGGUGGAGGAGACGCUGGAGAAGCUGCACCGGGAGAACAGGAGCCUGAAGAACAAAGUGCCUCGCUACAACGCGCUCUGCACCCUGUACCACGAGUCCGCCCAGCAGCUGAAGCACCUCCAGCUGCAGCUGGCGGCCAAGGAGGCGACGAUCCGGGAGCUGCGGGGCAGCCUGGCCCGGCAGCCGCAGCCCCCGGCGCCGGGAGAGGCGGGGGCGGGCGCGGAGCCGGCCCGCUCGCUGGUGGAGAGCCUGCUGGAGCAGCUGGAACAGGCCCGGGAGCAGCUCCGGGACAGCGAGCGGCUCUCGGCGCGGAGGGUGGAAGCGCUGAACCAGGAAGUACAGAAGUUGAAUCAGCAGCUAGAGGAGAAAAAUGGAGAGAUACAGCAGAUGAUAAAUCAACCCCCAUAUGAAAAGGAGAGGGAAAUCUUACGACUGCAGAAGACCUUGGCAGAGAAGGAGAGGGCUCAAGCCACCAGUGAUGUUUUGUGCCGUUCACUCACCGACGAAACUCACCAACUUCAACGCAAAUUGGCAUCCACAGCAGAAAUGUGUCAACAUCUGGCAAAGUGUCUAGAAGAGAAGCAAAGAAAAGAGAAGGGGAAUUCAGAUGACCAGAUACGUACUGAAAGAUCUAAUCAGCUUUUAGACAAUGAAACUUCACUUCAAGCUCUUAUCUGCAACCUACAAGAUGAAAACAGGAUGUUAAAACAAAAAGUAGCUCAUGUGGAAGAUCUGAAUGCCAAGUGGCAGAAAUACGAUGCGAGUAGGGAUGAGUACGUGAAGCGACUCCACUUGCAGCUGAAGGAGAUGAAGACACAGCUGGAGCAGCAGCACGGCGUGGCUUCAGCACCAACAAAUUCUGACCUGAUGCACAAGGAGAUAUUCAGGCUAAACAAGCUACUGGAAGAAAAAAUGAAUGAAUGCAUAAAAACAAAGAGAGAACUAGAGGACAUGAAGAAGGCCAGUGAAGGAGAUAACGAGCGCAUACAAAUGCUGGAGCAACAGGUCCUGGUUUAUAAAGACGAUUUCACAUCUGAGAGAUCAGACAGAGAACGAGCACAGAGCAAAAUACAGGAACUUCAGGCAGAAGUUGCAUGUUUGCAACACCAGCUAGCAAGAAGACAGGACUCAAGAGACACAAGUAGUCAUUUCAGAGUUCACACUGGUAAAAAAAAUCACUUGCACCUACAGACGAAUGUGGAACAUCUGCAAGGCAGCAGCCCAGGCCAAACAGGCACGAGAAGAACACCUUCACAGUCUGAACAAACUUCUCCUCCUGCCGACAGCGGAAACUCGGGAUUGGAAGGCAGGGCACAGGGUGAACUCAGAUGCCCUCACUGCAUGAGGUUUUUCAGGGAUGAACUCAGCGAUGAAUUCCUCAAGCACGUUGCUGAAUGUUGUCAGUGACCACGGGAUGUGAGGGGGUGUAAGUCAAUCACUACUUUAUAGACAUAAAACUUGGCUCUAUCCACAUCUCCUACAGUCCCCGAUCAGAGUAAUUCAAAUGGAGAGCUCUUGGGAAUGAGGAGAAUGAACAGCAUCUACCUCUUGCUUAAUUUCACCUUCUCUUGGACUGUAUGAAAGGCCUCAAGAGAAAAAAAAGUGUUUUUCUGAAGAAUUAUUUUUGACAGCUCCAAGGAAGGAGGCAAGCAUAAUGCAAAUUCUACUACAAACUAAACUGAAACCUGCGGUGGGAGUUCAGCUUCAGAGUGCAGCUUGAGUCCUAUUUGGGUCUAAUUCUCUACCACAGUCUGAUGGCUUGUGAAAAAAAUUGCUGAACUUGAAAUUUUCCUCCUCUUCCAAAAAUGCAGGCUGAAGAACAGGGAGCAACGUUUUUACAAAAGAUAGGAAAAAAAUCUUACUGUGCUUUAUCUGGAUUAAAAGUGAAAGUAUUUUCUUGUCUGUUGAUGCUGAACUUUCAGACAUAUAAUCUGAAAAUCCUUGUGUUUAACUGAAAUCAGAAGAAGUGAAAAAACCAUGAAGGGGCUGGGUAUUGACUAAAACUAGCCUGUCUUUUUGCACAGAGACAAGGUACAGGGAUAUUUAUAUUUUCUGUGCCACAAGUAACUAUUUUACAGAUUUGUAAAUGUGUAUUUGUGUAAUUAUUGAUUAUAUUCCUAUUUUACCUAAGGAUUAUUUUUAUAAUAAAAGUGAUUGGGCAGUUGCUUUACUACAUUAGUAAAGGGGUUGAAAAUCUGUCUUUCACUGUAAGUAUUUAAAUGUGAAAUAGUCCCAGUGGCUAUACUAAAGGCUAAUUAAAUGUCACUGCUUCAGA
Messenger RNA from Myiozetetes cayanensis, 2407 nucleotides. RefSeq names its product TNFAIP3 interacting protein 2 (gene TNIP2). Gene Ontology annotation, biological process: regulation of transcription by RNA polymerase II; cellular response to lipopolysaccharide. Gene Ontology annotation, molecular function: K63-linked polyubiquitin modification-dependent protein binding. NCBI's taxonomy places the organism in Eukaryota, Metazoa, Chordata, Aves, Passeriformes, Tyrannidae. The record is from RefSeq and is a predicted model, not a curated record. The coding region runs from base 19 to 1539 and encodes 506 amino acids. The transcript has 6 exons.